AUGAAUCUUGCUGGAGCUGACGGUUUCCUUGCUGAUGAAGAACGCAAAUGGAUCUUGGGCAAUGCAGUCGCCAAAGGCGCUGGCGCACAUGUAAUCAAUUACUUCACAAUUUACCAGCCGAUGAAAGCCGAAAUCGAAGCGAUGAUAGCAGAGAAGCCGAAAUUUACACAAGAAGCAGGUCGGUCACUCAUUCUUGAAGCUAUUCUGGCAGCCAGUACUGACAAUGAUUUUCAUGCAGCCGAGCGAGAUGCCAUCUACCGAAUUCGUCGAGCUUUGGGCAUGAAUGAUGCGCUCAUGCAACAACUCGAACAGGCAGCCGUAAACGAAAUAUCCCAUCAACGUCAAGUCUUAACUCUCAUGUAUCCUGAAGAUUUUCAAAAGUCCCUGAACGUGUCUGAAAUCGAUUUCAAGUGCAAAUAA
Messenger RNA from Rotaria sp. Silwood2, 420 nucleotides. Lineage: Eukaryota; Metazoa; Rotifera; Eurotatoria; Philodinida; Philodinidae. The record is from the annotation of a GenBank genome assembly.